This is a messenger RNA of Prunus armeniaca (apricot), 267 nucleotides long. NCBI's taxonomy places the organism in Eukaryota, Viridiplantae, Streptophyta, Magnoliopsida, Rosales, Rosaceae. The record is from the annotation of a GenBank genome assembly.
AUGUCUGAGUUGGAUUUUGCUGCCGAAAUUCUCCCAAAAAGUGUCAAGCUUUUAGCAGUGACAGGGACUAAUGGAAAAUCAACUGUUGUCACUUUUGCUGGACAGGGUGUGAACCGGGCGGCCGGAGCCGUGUGUGGUGGCCGGAGCCGUGUGGAGAAAAUAUGGAGAGUGGAGAGGGAGAAAGAGCUCCGGAUAUUUUUCUCCGGAGCCUCGGGGCUAGGGUUUCGUAGAGAAUAUGCUGAGUUUAUUCUCUACCCAAAUUCGUAG